UUGCAGUUCACACGCCUUUGAGUUCAGACUUCAGACCUCUCUGUUCAAAUUUUUGCGCAUACAAGGUUUAGGCACGAACUCUAUCACCACCAAAGUAGGGUUUAGGCGUUUAGCAGAGAUGCUGUACAUAAUUGGUCUUGGACUCGGGGACCAGAGAGACAUCACGUUAAGGGGUCUUGAAGCAGUGAAGGAAUGCGAGAAGAUCUAUAUAGAAGCCUACACUUCUCUCCUCUCUUUCGGUCUCUCCGCAGAUGGUUUAUCUACUCUGGAAAAGCUUUAUGGGAAGCCACUAACGCUUGCAGAUAGAGAAACAGUGGAAGAGAAGGCAGACGCUGUACUCGCAGAAGCUCAAGGCUCUAACGUGGCUUUCCUUGUUGUUGGAGACCCUUUUGGGGCUACAACUCAUACAGAUCUUGUGGUUCGAGCUAGGAAAUUGGGAAUUGAUGUAAAGGUGGUACAUAAUGCAUCUGUGAUGAAUGCUGUUGGGGUUUGUGGCUUACAGCUCUACCGCUAUGGGGAGACAGUUUCAAUACCAUUCUUUACAGAAACAUGGAGACCUGAUAGUUUUUAUGAGAAGAUUCAGAGAAAUCGUGCACUUGGAUUGCAUACACUUUGCUUGUUAGAUAUACGCGUGAAGGAACCUUCUUUGGAAUCAUUGUGCAGAGGUAAGAAGCUGUAUGAACCACCUAGAUACAUGACGAUAAACACUGCCAUUGAGCAGCUUUUGGAGGUUGAACAAGUGUGCAGAGAAUCUGCAUACAGUGAAGACACUGAAUGCGUUGGGUUUGCUCGGCUGGGAAGUGAAGAUCAAAUGAUAGUUGCUGGAAGCAUGAAACAACUUCUGACGCUUGAUUUUGGAGAACCCCUUCAUUGCCUUGUCAUUGUCGGCAAGACCCAUCCAGUUGAAGAUGAAAUGCUGGAGUUUUACAAACUUGGAGGAGAUGGAACACAAAAGAAAGAUAAUGGGAUUCUGUGAUUUUUACAGACUCGGAGAAGAGUGAACGCAAUAAAAGAUAUAUAGUUUCCUUCUUCAAUUGUUAUGUCGCAUAGAAUGCGGUCUCCCCUUAAUAUUUCAGUGACAGUAGGGGUCGACUCGGUUUUGUAUUGCCUUGCGUUAUGUAACUUGCGUCUCUUCACCUUUUCAAUCAAACAUGGUUUGCUUUCAAUGAAGUUUAUUUUUCUGUUUUCAACA
Molecule: messenger RNA, 1192 nt
Organism: Tripterygium wilfordii
Lineage: Eukaryota; Viridiplantae; Streptophyta; Magnoliopsida; Celastrales; Celastraceae
Product: probable diphthine methyl ester synthase
Exons: 6
Coding region: 119-976 (285 amino acids)
Biological process (GO): protein histidyl modification to diphthamide
Molecular function (GO): diphthine synthase activity
Source: RefSeq, a predicted model, not a curated record